Messenger RNA from Entrophospora sp. SA101, 732 nucleotides. The record is from the annotation of a GenBank genome assembly. Lineage: Eukaryota; Fungi; Glomeromycota; Glomeromycetes; Entrophosporales; Entrophosporaceae.
AUGAAAGAAAACUACAACACAGUUAUAAAAAGAAUAAGCGUAAUAGGUGAAUGGGUUAAUUCAAAUAUAGACAAUAAUAAUUUAUCAAAUUUAUCAAAUAACAAAGUUGAAGAUAUUGUUGAACUUUUAAAAGUUUUUGAUAAAUUGAUUCAACAGAAUUUUAUUGAUAUGGAAAAAAUGUUCCUAUUAUUUAAAGAAAAACAAAGUGUUCAAGAUGAUCCUAAUGCAUCAGAACUAAAUGUUACUGACGGAGAGAUUAUAUUUGACAAUGUUGGGUUUUCAUAUGAUUCUAGGAAUGAAUCAUUAAAAAAUAUAUCAUUUACAAUUCCUAAAGGUAAAACUGUAGCUUUGGUUGGGCCUAGUGGCGGAGGAAAAUCUACCAUAUUACGUUUAUUAUUUAGAUUUUAUGAUGUCAACUCGGGCCAAAUAUUAAUUGAUGGACAAGACAUCAAACAUGUUACACAAGAGAGUUUACGUAAAAAUAUUGGUGUCGUACCUCAAGACACAGUACUAUUCAACGAUACUAUUUUUUAUAACAUACAUUAUGGAAAUGUAAAUGCAAGCGAUGAUGAAGUAUAUAAAGCUGCAAAAUCUUCUCAAAUCCAUGAUAAAAUCUUAAGUUUUCCAGAUGGUUAUGAAACGCGUGUUGGAGAACGUGGUUUAAGAUUAAGUGGCGGCGAAAAACAAAGAGUCGCAAUUGCUAGAACAAUCUUGAAGAAUCCUCCGGUAUGA